Dreissena polymorpha is the source of this 363-nucleotide messenger RNA. RefSeq lists its product as uncharacterized. Gene Ontology annotation, molecular function: hydrolase activity, acting on ester bonds. Bases 1 to 363 code for a protein of 120 amino acids. Lineage: Eukaryota; Metazoa; Mollusca; Bivalvia; Myida; Dreissenidae. The transcript is spliced from 2 exons. The record is from RefSeq and is a predicted model, not a curated record.
AUGUUUGUGGGGCUGCUGGAGCUGGCUUGUCCUAGACGGCCAGUGAUUUUGCAUCUCCGGGGGCAGGACAGAUACUCAAGUGAGGUGCUUGGGUGGUCGACGGCUUUCCCUCGGUGCUACUUCAGCAUCGCUGGAUCAGUUGCCCAGUUCGAUGAGAUACAGCGGGCAGCUGUGCGAAGGAUCCCUCUGAAUCGUCAGUUAGUAGAAACUGAUUCGCCAUACCUGCGGGUACAGCUAAAGUGGCAUAACACUCCAGCUUAUGUUGGAGAAGUUGCCCGGACGGUUGCACAGAUCCGACAGACGACACUUGACGAAAUUCUCCAGGCCUCGCUGGAGAAUGGAAGGUUGCUCUAUAACCUGUAA